AUGGCUUUGGUAAAUGGCUCUGUGGUAACUGAAUUCAUUCUCUUGGGAUUAACAGGUCUGCCUGACCUCCAAAUACCUUUGUUUCUGGUCUUUCUGGUAAUGUACAUGAUAACUGCAUUGGGAAAUUUGGCUUUAAUUAUUCUCAUUGUGUUGAAUUCUCACUUACAUACCCCUAUGUAUUUUUUCCUUUUUAACUUAUCUUUUAUAGACCUUUGUUACUCUUCUGUAAUUACACCGAAAAUGCUGAUGACCUUUGUUGUCACAAAAAAUCUUAUCUCAUAUGUUGGGUGUAUGACACAGUUCUAUUUAUUCUGUUUCUGUGUCAUUUCUGAGUGUUACAUUCUCACAUCUAUGGCCUAUGAUCGUUAUGUGGCAAUCUGCAAUCCACUCUUUUAUAACAUUGUCAUGUCUCCUAAGGUGUGUUCCUAUCUUAUGCUUGCUUCAUAUUUAAUGGGGUUUUCUGGUGCUAUGAUUCACACUGGAUGUGUCCUGAGACUUACAUUCUGUGAUGGAAACACAAUCAACCAUUAUUUCUGUGAUCUCCUUCCUUUGCUGCAGCUCUCCUGCACCAGCACCUAUGUCAAUGAAAUAGAGGUGUUAAUUGUAGCAGGAAAGGACAUCAUUCUGCCCACUGUGAUCAUCUUUAUCUCUUAUGGCUUCAUCAUUUUCAAUAUAUUCCAAAUGAAAUCCACUGAGGGCAUGUCAAAAGCCUUCAGCACCUGCAGUUCCCAUAUAAUUGCUGUCUCUCUGUUCUUUGGAUCCGGUGCAUUUAUGUAUCUCAAACCCAACUUAGCUGGAAAAAUGAAUAAUGGAAAUACAUCUUCAAUUAUCUAUACCACUUUAAUUCCUAUGAUAAAUCCAUUAAUUUAUAGCUUGAGGAACAAAGAUGUUAAAGUUGCAUUAAGAAAAACUCUGAGAAAGAAAAUUUUUUUAAUCGGAAAUUUAAUUUAA
Rattus rattus (black rat) is the source of this 951-nucleotide messenger RNA. Its product is annotated as olfactory receptor 8B3-like. Gene Ontology annotation, biological process: G protein-coupled receptor signaling pathway; sensory perception of smell. NCBI's taxonomy places the organism in Eukaryota, Metazoa, Chordata, Mammalia, Rodentia, Muridae. Gene Ontology annotation, cellular component: membrane. The record is from RefSeq and is a predicted model, not a curated record. The transcript has a single exon. Gene Ontology annotation, molecular function: olfactory receptor activity; odorant binding; G protein-coupled receptor activity. Bases 1 to 951 code for a protein of 316 amino acids.